GAUCGCGCACGUACCUAAGACGAGGGGAAUAUUUCUCUUUUCGUUCAACGCUUUGUUCAAUGAGGACCGUUUGUCGGGAUCCGUUUUAAUCCGCGACGUAAAAUAUAUUAAAACGUUUACGAAAUGAGUGAAACUCUUCAGCUAAGAGGUACGCUUCGGGGGCAUAAUGGAUGGGUCACUCAAAUUGCGACAAAUCCGAAAUAUCCGGACAUGAUAUUGUCUUCUUCACGUGAUAAGACACUGAUAGUAUGGAAAUUAACACGUGAUGAAGCCAAUUAUGGUAUUCCUCAAAAACGCUUAUAUGGUCACUCUCACUAUAUUAGCGAUGUAGUUUUAUCCUCCGAUGGGAACUAUGCUUUGUCUGGUUCGUGGGACAAAACUUUGCGUCUUUGGGACUUAGCCGCAGGUCGUACCACACGAAGAUUCGAAGACCAUACCAAGGAUGUCUUAAGCGUUGCUUUUUCUGUGGACAAUCGUCAAAUCGUGUCUGGCUCUCGAGACAAGACGAUUAAGUUGUGGAAUACUUUGGCAGAGUGCAAGUACACCAUCCAAGAUGAUGGACAUUCAAACUGGGUCAGCUGUGUACGUUUCUCUCCAAAUCAUUCAAAUCCAAUCAUAGUUUCUGCAGGUUGGGACAGACUUGUCAAGGUUUGGAACUUGACAAACUGCAGGCUAAAAAUCAACCACAGUGGACAUACAGGAUACCUUAACACAGUUACUGUGUCUCCUGAUGGUUCCCUUUGUGCUUCUGGUGGCAAGGAUUGUAAGGCUAUGUUAUGGGACCUGAAUGAUGGGAAACAUCUUCAUACACUUGACCAUAAUGACAUAAUAACAGCUCUCUGCUUUAGUCCUAAUCGUUACUGGCUUUGUGCUGCAUUUGGACCAUGGAUCAAGAUUUGGGAUCUUGAAACCAAAGAAAUGGUAGAGGAAUUGAAACCCGAAGUUGUAUCUGCGACAAGUAAAGCAGAACCACCUCAUUGUCUGUCUUUAGCAUGGUCUACUGAUGGACAAACGCUAUUUGCUGGAUAUUCUGAUAACACAAUUCGUGUAUGGCAAGUUUCUGUAUCUAGCCGUUAAGUACUUUAUACAAAAGUAAAACAAUAAAAAAAAAAAGAAAA
This is a messenger RNA of Hylaeus anthracinus, 1118 nucleotides long. It is a transcript of the gene Rack1, whose product is annotated as guanine nucleotide-binding protein subunit beta-like protein. The record is from RefSeq and is a predicted model, not a curated record. Gene Ontology annotation, cellular component: nucleus; cytosol. NCBI's taxonomy places the organism in Eukaryota, Metazoa, Arthropoda, Insecta, Hymenoptera, Colletidae. Bases 124 to 1077 code for a protein of 317 amino acids. Gene Ontology annotation, biological process: positive regulation of protein phosphorylation; rescue of stalled cytosolic ribosome. Gene Ontology annotation, molecular function: ribosome binding; protein kinase C binding; translation regulator activity. The transcript has 5 exons.